Amphibalanus amphitrite is the source of this 2869-nucleotide messenger RNA. RefSeq names its product THO complex subunit 1-like. Bases 52 to 2112 code for a protein of 686 amino acids. NCBI's taxonomy places the organism in Eukaryota, Metazoa, Arthropoda, Thecostraca, Balanomorpha, Balanidae. The transcript has 14 exons. The record is from RefSeq and is a predicted model, not a curated record. Gene Ontology annotation, biological process: regulation of DNA-templated transcription elongation; signal transduction; mRNA export from nucleus. Gene Ontology annotation, cellular component: THO complex part of transcription export complex. Gene Ontology annotation, molecular function: protein binding.
UUGGAAAUAUGCAGCUGUUGCAUCAACAACACAUAUUUUUGCAAGUCUAUCAUGUUUAGCUUCAAUGAUACAUUCACAGACUUUUUGUCCGACCUGUCCGGUUGUGAAAAGGAUGGAGACAUUGAGGAGACGAUCUUUCGGCUUGAAGCUGACUUCUCAGGAAAAGAAGGAGGGGAGAGCGACAAGCGCGCCUGUCUGGACCACGCGCUGCGGCGGCGCGUGGCCUCCGUGGCCGAGGAGGCGCCGACCGGUCAGGCCGAGCGGCAGCUGCGCGCCGUGCUGCAGCUGUCGGUGAGGCUGGCCCGCUCCGACCGCUGCUCCCCCACCACCCCGAUCGUGCUGCUCUCGGACAGCUUCGACGCGCUGCCGCUGGACGGCGCCCAGGCGCUGUUCGCCUUCGUGGAGGAUAAUGUGGCCACUUGGAAGGAGGAGAUGUUCUUCAACGCCUGCAAGAAUAACCUGCUGCGGAUGUGCAAUGAUCUGUUGCGGCGCCUGUCGCGCUCACAGAACACUGUCUUCUGUGGCCGCAUCCUGCUCUUCCUGGCCAAGUUCUUCCCGCUCUCGGAGCGCAGUGGCCUGAACGUCAUCAGUGAGUUCAACCUGGACAACCUGACGGCGUUCGGUGACGGAGACGGCGGAGAGGAUGUGGUCGAGAUGACCGAGGACGGCGAGGAACCCUCGGCGCCCGCGCCGACGGCCGACGCGCCAGAUGUGCCCGGCCCGCCGCUGGACUACAACCUCUACCGCAAGUUCUGGGCGCUGCAGGACUUCUUCAGAAACCCCAACCAGUGCUACUCCAAGGUCCCCUGGAAGGCAUUCAACUCGUACACUACAGACGUGCUGGCGGCAUUCACGGGGUUCAAGCUGGAUGAAUCUUCUAGCUCACAUCUGAGUAAGCUGGAGUCGGACACCCAGGAGUACUUUGCCAAGUACCUGACGUCCCAGAAGCUGCUGCAGCUGCAGCUCAGCGACUCCAUGUUCCGCCGCUUCGUGCUGGUCCAGUUCCUCAUCCUGUUCCAGUACCUCGCGUCGCCGGUCAAGUUCAAAAGCGAGGGUCAGGUGCUGACGGAGGCUCAGCAGACCUGGCUGCAGGAGACUCAACAGACUGUCUACAGCCUGAUCGCGGAAACGCCGCCACACGGCAAACAGUUUGCUGAAACGAUCCGCACCAUUCUCAAGCGUGAGGAGAGCUGGAACACGUGGAAGAACGACGGCUGUCCGGCGUUCAAACCUCCCGUGGCGCCGGAGGAGAAGGCGGAACCGGCGGCGGACCGGGCUGCCGGCCGGCCCGCGCCCCGCCGCAGACAGAAACGGAAAGUCGGCGACGUGCUGAGGACCGCAGAGGCCAAGAAGAAAUUCCUGAUGGGACACCCGGAGCUAACCCGUCUCUGGAACGUCUGCCCUGACAACAUGGAGGCGUGCAAGUCGACCAAGCGCGACUUCCUGCCGGCGCUGGACACGUUCUUUGACGAGGCCAUCACCCAGAUGGACCCGGCCAGCUGCGUGGAGGAACAGUACAAGGUGAUCAACAACGGCGACUACGGGUGGCGCGCGCUGCGUCUGCUGGCGCGCCGCUCGCCGCACUUUUUUGCGGCGGCCCAGAAGAUCCCCAACUCGCUGCCCGACUACUUGGACACAAUCCUGAAGAAGGUGGCCAGCGACAUACCGAAGUUCAGCGGCAGUGCCGGCGGCCCGGGCGGUGAGCCGGCCGCUGCUGCGGCCGAGGAGGCCGUAGCGGAGGGCGGAGCGGAGGCCGAGGAGCUCCGCGCCGCAGAGGAGGCCUCUGAGGAGGCGCCGGCCGCACGCCGCGUGCACCCCGUCACCGAGGCGCUCACUCAGAAGAUCGCCGCCGGUCUGGGUGCGGAGUGGGAGCGGCUGGCCUCCAAACUGGGCUUCCAGUCCGAUGAGGUGGACUACUUUAUCAGCGAGCAGAGCACGCCGGAGGCGCGAGCAGCGAUGAUGUUCCGCCAGUGGCUGGACAACGAGCGUGAGGAGGCCACGCAGGAAGAGCUGCUGUACGCCCUGGAGGCCGUCAAGCUGGACACCCGGGUGCGUCACCUGUUCGACCCGGAGGUGCGCGGAGACGAGGAGCCACCGCCGGCCGAGAGCUAGCCGAGGAACUCACCCGAGGAUGACACACAUUAGUGGUGGGGAGGGAAAUAUCCACUCAGCUAGAGGUGGUGAAAUUCACCAGCUGCUGUCGGCUGUAUGUUGGGUAGCCGCCAGGCAGACGCCGAUGCCCACUAGCUAUCGCCGUCGCCUACUAGCUAACGCCGGUAGCUGCUAGCCUAUGGAGCGAUACGGUACGUCAUGCGAUGGCUAACCAUCAAUAAACUGAGUUGUGCCACACGGACCAUGAUCCGGCCUGGCACCGGUCGAGCACGGUCAGCAUGAGCCUUGAAUGUGAGAUACGCACCUCGUUCUGUCAUGGGACUGAGGGUUUGGACUCUGGACGGCUGGGCGGCAUUGGACUGAAUGGACGGCUGAAAGGAGAAUGCGAUGCAGACCUAAUGGGAGUUGACUGAACUACCGAUGUUAUCAUAAAUUGCGCUCAGUGGACUGAUUCGAGAGGUGGCCUGGCCACGCUGACUGGCCAACCUGUUUGUUCAUCGUAGUUUUGACAUUGACUCUCACAUCACUUCUCACUGUCACUAUCUCACUGUCACUCUCCACGCUAGGAGCCGACUGAAAUCGUCGGCUUCGAAACGCCUCACGAAUUUUGUGGCACGUUUAGGUGCCGGCCUGUGCUGUGCCCCGAUGUUUGCUGGAUCUCGCUACAAUCAUCGAGCUAUGAACAGGGAGUCGUUUUAAGGUUCUGUCAAGCCGUGCGUCACAAUGUACAAAAAUACAUUUGUUGGCCUGUCUGUGA